Molecule: messenger RNA, 2821 nt
Organism: Paramormyrops kingsleyae
Lineage: Eukaryota; Metazoa; Chordata; Actinopteri; Osteoglossiformes; Mormyridae
Product: SH3 domain-binding protein 1-like
Biological process (GO): signal transduction; positive regulation of GTPase activity; regulation of actin cytoskeleton organization
Cellular component (GO): cytoplasm; intracellular anatomical structure; cytosol
Molecular function (GO): protein binding; GTPase activator activity
Source: RefSeq, a predicted model, not a curated record
GCGUGUGCUCACACCCUUGUGUGACUUCAAGCCACACAGCAGUUCUGAAACUAAAACUUCUGGCUGAUGAAGUGCUGCAGGACUUGGAAUGAACCAGAGAAAAUUUGAAAGAAAUAUUACACAACGAGACAUAAAACUCGGAACAUCUGAGGUGGCGCCUUCAAUGUAACCAUGAGAAAGCAGUUUAAUCUCCUAAAACAGCUUGGAUCACUGGGAAAGACGCAAGAUGCUACUGAUCUACUCACAGAGGACCUGGUGCUGGUGGAGCAGAGAGUUGAGCCAACCAAGAAGGCUGCCCAGAUCAUUCACAAGAAGCUGUCCGCUUGCCUGCAGAGCCAGUCGGGGUUAGACGCGGAGAAGCGCACGAAAAAACUCCCGUUGAUGAUGCUGUCCAUGAGCAUGGCAGAGAGCCUGAAGGACUUCGAUGGAGACUCACCAAUAAGGAGGGUUCUGGAAAUGUGCUGCUUCAUGCAAACUCUCCUGGCGAAGACGCUGGCUGACUUCGAGGUGCAGCUGGAGAAGGAAGUCCUGGAGCCGCUCAACAAACUCAGCGAGGAGGACCUACCCGAAAUUCUCAAGAACAAGAAACAGUUUGCCAAGCUGACCACGGACUGGCUCAACGCCCGCGGCAGAUCCCAGGCCAGCUCGGGUCCGCAGGCCAAGCAGGACGGCCUCAAGGAGGAGGUUGAGGAGGCCUGGAGGAAGCUGGAGAGCGCCAAGGACCAGUACUCUGCUGACUUGUACCACUUCAGCACCAAACAGGACGAAUACAGCAGCUAUUUCACCCGCCUGCUGGAGUUACAAGCCGAUUAUCAUCAGAAGUCUCUUUCCUUUCUGGAGCGGAACCUUACAGAGCUGAAGGAGAACCACAGCCAAUCAGGCCCCCUUCUGAGCGGCUCCUUCAAACCCGUGUACGGCCAGCCGCUGCUCUCCCACCUGCUGGACAGUGGCCGAGAGAUCGCAGCCCCCAUUCAGGAGUGUAUCCACAUGCUACUGAACACAGGCAUGCAGGAGGAGGGUCUCUUCCGACUGGCGGCGGCGGCCUCUGUGGUAAAGAGGCUGAAACACAGCCUGGACGGCGGCAGUGUGGACCACAGUGAAUUCAGCUCUGACCCCCACGCCGUGGCAGGGGCCUUGAAGUCAUAUCUCAGGGAGCUACCUGAGCCACUCAUGACCUUUGAUCUUUAUGAUGAGUGGUUCAAAGCAGUCAGUGAAAGGGAGCUUUCGGACCGGGUGGGGAGGCUAAGGGAGGUACUGAGGAAGCUUCCUGCGGAGAACUACAACAACCUUCGGUACCUGAUUCAGUUUCUGGCCCGCCUGUCGGAGCAGCAGGCCGUGAACAAAAUGACCCCCAGUAACGUCGCCAUCGUGUUGGGGCCCAACCUGCUAUGGCCCAAGAUGGAGGGGGAGAAUGUGACCUUUGACAUGGCAUCGGCCUCCUCUGUCCAGGUGGUUUCUGUGAUAGAGCCGCUGAUACAGCAUGCCGGCAGCCUGUUCCCUGAAGAGGUGGACUUUAAGGUUCCUGAGCUUCCGGGGAAUUCCGAUCUGACUUCCUCACAGUCCCUGCCCUGUGUUGCAGAUCCACACUCUUGCACAGACCCUAGUAUAACACCUCUUGCUGACAGCCCAUCAUUGUCACAAAACAUCUCUGAAGCACUCUCCCAAUUGGGCUCCAUGGGUAACAGCUCUUCCUCAGACUCCAAGAGCAGGCAUCCUGUGCUGACCAGUCACCAAUCCCCCGCCGCCAGCUCUGGCUCACACGGACCCCCCAACCAUCAAGCAGCAGCGCCGCCCAAAGCUUGGAGACCCAGUGUGCAACAGAAACCGUUUUUCCAACCCAGAGAGGCUCCAAAGGGGAACGAUGACUUCUGCAAACCCUCGGGUCGGUCACUUCCGCCUGCCCAGGGGGAGGCGCCGUUGUUACCGACGAUGUCCUGUGACCAUCUGAGCAGGAAGCCGCCUGUCAAAAAGGGCACGGUGAAAUGCCCCAGCUUCCCGCCUCCGAACCCUCCCCAGCUGAUCAACAAGCACCUUAGCUUCCUCGGCUAGUGACCUGGGACCGUCACGGGCUUCGUAAGCUGAGGGUCCCUCCGCCCUCGUGCACAUUACGCCCUUCGUGCUGUUUUCCGCUAAACGUGGGAAAUGACCCCAGCAGAAAAUACACAUCUGUGUUUGUCAGAAGCGUUUUAUUAUCAUACUGUAUGAUGAGGAUAUUAUUUGUGAGUGUGCCAGUUACACUCUGGUUUUGUACAUUUUCCCUUGUGUUCCUAUGCCAGCUAGUUCCCUCAUAAUCCGUUACCAUACUGUAUGCAUGGAGGAAACUCUGUGUCUGUGUGAAAAGCUUUGCAGUUAUAAUUGUGCCUAAUCUUUCAUAUAACUUGCUUGCAGUUUGCUUCUUCUAUGCAUUACAUUUCCGCGUGCAGUAUAUUUCUUGCGGUGAGCACAAAGAUACUAGCGAAAACAAUACAAUGACUCAUCUAAAGGCUAAAUUCACCGCAGCUGAAUUACUCUUUUCUUUUUAAUGGUACUUCGUCUGCUAUUUCUUCUGUAGUCUUGCAGGUGUAAGAGCAGCUAAUCUCCCCAGUAAUUUACAGAAAGAGCCACAAAUCCAUCUAAAUAUGCUCUUAAAUUUGACGAUCUGUUAAUCUUUCAAGACUGGAUGCUACACCGUUCGCAUUUGGUUUCUGAUGUUCUAAAAGCAGGUGGUUUCCUGUUUGCAUUAAUGCUGUGUGACGUAUUGGAUUAAAAUAGCGGGAACUGAAAGUACCUGUUUUCUAAAAAAUAAAGGCAGCUGUAAAUGAUCCAGAAUGGUGAAAUGAAA